Messenger RNA from Mytilus trossulus (common blue mussel), 5037 nucleotides. RefSeq names its product twisted gastrulation protein homolog 1-A-like. The record is from RefSeq and is a predicted model, not a curated record. Gene Ontology annotation, biological process: regulation of BMP signaling pathway. NCBI's taxonomy places the organism in Eukaryota, Metazoa, Mollusca, Bivalvia, Mytilida, Mytilidae. The transcript has 4 exons. The coding region runs from base 124 to 969 and encodes 281 amino acids.
AGCGAUUAAGCGCUGUAAACACUGAGAUUUAUUAGCCUUUGGUUUUCUCGCUUGACAUACAAUAACAUUACUUGUUUCUCUGUGAAUAUGUGAGCUUAGAUUAAAAAAAAUAUACCAACAACCAUGCGUUUGUAUAUCAUUGGAUUUUUAGUGUUGUGGUGUUGUUUGGAUGUAUCAGAAGGAUGUAAUGAAGCAUUGUGUGUCAGUAUUGUCAGUAAAUGUAUGUUAAUCAAGUCAUGUGAUUGUGACAUGACAGACAUUAGAAACUGUUCUUGUUGUAAGGACUGUAAUAUGUGCUUGUCAACGUUGUACACAGAAUGCUGCUCAUGUGUUGGAAUGUGUCCAGCACCUGACCCAGAAGAGGGUCUACACCUUACUAGUACUAUAGAAGAAUUGAAAGCUCCAAUACCAGAGCUGUUUGAUGUAUUGACUGAGGAGAAAGAUGAAGAAAUGAGAUGGACGACAUAUACAUAUCCUGCACAUUAUGAUGCACUUUACUUUAAACCUGGUCAUGGAAUGUUAGAUGUCAAUUUUGGUGCUGCAGAAAAGGACCAUAACAGAAAAAGUAUUCUUCAACAAGGCAAAAAAGACGACAAUUGUACUGUAGCCUUUAUGUCUGACUGUCUGUCAUUAAAACGGUGUAAAAUGUCUUGCCAAUCUAUGGGAGCAUCCCGUUACAGAUGGUUCCAUGAACAUGGAUGCUGUCAAUGUAUUGGUUCGGCAUGUAUUAAUUAUGGCCUUAACAAACCAAAAUGUCGCCUUUGUCCAGAUGAGAACGGGGAUGAUAAUGAUGAGGGAGAAGAGGAGGAGGAGGAUGAGGAUGUGAAAGAGGUUGUUAAGGAAGAAAAGAUAAUAGAAGAACUUGUUGACAAAGAAGCAGUAAUUAAACAAUUUGAAAGAAAUCAUGAAGAUAACGAGGAGGAAAUUAUUGAAGAUGAAGUAGACGAAUUUGAUAUUAAGCGUGUAUAAGAUGAAACAUACUAAUUCAAAAUCAAGCGUGUAUAUGAUCUGAAAUAGAUGAUUUUGAUAUCAAGCGUGUAUAAGGUAAAACAGAUGUUUUUGAUAUCAUGCCUUUAAGAUCUGAAAUAGACAUUUUGAUAUCAAAUUAUUCAAGCAUAUAAGAUCUGAAAAAUGUUAAACUAGGUUUCAACAUUCAGUAUUGUCAAAUGAUUAUUAGUGUAUAAUUUAAUAUUAAUCCAAAUCCACUAUUUAAUGAUACACUUUUUUGUUACGUGAUGUUGUAUUCUUGACACAGUAAUUAGUUAAUGUUAAAAUUAACAAGCUGAUACUUGUCAAAUAUUUUCCUGAGAUUGAAGCUGCACAAAGUUGGCAACUUCUAAUAAGAAAUAUCUUGAAAUGUACUUCUUAUAAUUUGCCACAUUUCAUACUGAAUCAGUUGCACUUGUAAAUUUAGUACAGCAUUGAAUUUGAAGUGAAAGGCAGCCAAAAGGUUGUUAGGUAUAUUAAAUUUUGCAGUGAUUCAGAAAUUGUUAAACAAAAACUUCACUUCAUUAAAAAUUAUGUAAGGGAUAAUUUCUACAUAUAUAACCCAGAAGUACAAAAAAAUCAGACAGCUAUGACUAAUUAUUAAAUUCUGAAUUAUUAAUAUGUUUUUGUGUUGAAUAAAUGAAUGUCAGAAAGCAAAAUUUAUAGAAUAAGUUUGAUUUUUUACACUUAAAGGAAAAUGGUUCAUUCAAACUUUGAAAUCAACUGUCCUGAAUAAGUUUGUUUGAUAGGCUGUCUGUUAGUCUGUGUUAAACCCCCUAUUUUUGGAGGUAUACGUACAAUGUAUGUAUCAAAACUAUGGAAGAUUAUGGGAAUGGACAUUUAUUACAUCAAUUUUAGGCUUGUAUUAGACAAAUUAUUAUAUCAGCUCUUACAAACAAAUUUGUAAGGAUGAUUGGGUCAAUUUAUUGUUUUAACAUUAAGUAUAUGGUGAAAAAUCAUAUGUGGGGAGGGGUGUCAGAAGAAGGGUCUUCAAGAUAUGAAGUAGAGUCAGGUGCAGGUGUCUGAAAUUGUCUCUCAGUCUGAAUGUGUUAGUCCACAUUAGUGUAUGAUCAAGUUCUAUUUAUAUAUAAAACAAACUUUUAUCAUUACCUAUUGUGAAUCUGUUUAAGUGUUUAGAAUGAAACAAAAGAAAGUUUUGGUAUAUGUAUGAUUUAUCAAAUAUAUUCUUUUUCAUAUUGUUUAAUAAAGUGAAAGGAGUAAUGGAUACUUAAUUGUAAUUGGUCGUGAAUAUUCAGCAUUGAAAUCGUCAAGUAUAAAGAACAAAUUUUUGUUAUUGUGUGUAUAAUGAACAUUGAUAAAAGGACGGUGUCAUGACAAUAUAUAUCUAUAUCAUUCAUAGUGCAGUUCCUUUGCGUUGUCUGGUUGUGUUUUGUUUACUUUUUUUUUAAUUUAAUCUUUGAAAUGAAAUCAAACAAAUUAAAUUCAACACUAGAUUCUUAUCUGUCUAUCUACAUUUUAUUUUAUAUUGGGUUAUAACUCUCUUUAGAGGUCAUCUCAAUAGUUAAUUAGAUGGCUCCUUGUCUGAAAUAUUCUUGAAGUGGUGGUACCUCAUAAACAAUCUAUGUUGAUUGUGAAUUGUUUCUUUUUGACAUUAUAAAUUAUAUAUGUAUACAUUUUAGUAUAUUGAAAAUGCAUUUGACAGCUAAAUGCCCUUUUUAGGUACUGUAAAAGCAGAUUUUUUUUGUGAAGGAUUUAAUUUCCUUUUUGUGGAAAGAAUAUAUCCACGAAAUUAAAACCCCAAUGAAAAUUGAAUCUACACAUAAUAUCACUUUUUUUUACUAGGAACCACGAAAAUUAAAUCCCAGACAAAACCAUGAAAUUUUAAGACAACGAAAAUUUGUGUUUACAGUACCAAAAAAUUUGAAUACAAAUAUGUUUUGCCAGAAAACAUGAAAAGAGGACUAGUAAAUGAUAAAUACAUGCAGCUGUUAUUAGUGUUAAAAGCAAUGUUUAAACCACAUGAAAUUGAUUUGUUUUCUUUCAUGUAUUUAUAGUUUGAAUGUUUUAAACAAUCAGUGUUUCAGCUGGUUAUUUCUUUUUCAUUCUACAGUUAUUUAUUUUUACUUAAAGUUCAACCUAUUUGUUCUGUGAAAAAUUUGUUAUGUUAUCAAGAAUAAGUUUUUUUAAAGGUUUCCAUGAAAAGUUGUUUGUUAAUAUUUUUUAUAAGUUAACUAUUAUCAUUCAGUUAUAAGUUGUAUAUAUGUUAUAGAUCUGAAGAUGUUUUUUGCACUGCUAUGUUUUCAUUUCACAUUAUUUUAUUUAGUUCUAUGUAAGUCUUAUUUUACAGUUUUCAAUACAUAGCCAAUGUAUUUUGUUUGUUUUGUUUUUUCAUUUGGUUGUGUUACAUUUUUAUUUGGUCUGAUAAUUUCUUAACUUUAUUGAAAUAUUUUAUGAGUAACAUUACCUCUUAAGUGUGUUCUAAAAUCAUCAAAAUCUUCUGAAAAUAUAUCAAAUUCAUCUUUUGAAUGGUGCUUCUGAGUAACUGUAUUUUCUUUAGGAUGGGGAACCAAUGGGGUAUUUUGUCAUUUUGUCUUUAAGAAUCCAUCAUUUUAUGUUAUGUUUUGUAUCCAUAUCUUCACACACUGGACCUAUAUCUUUUUAUAAGAUGCUCUUUUCCAUUGCAUUAUAUCUCAAGCAUUGUCCUUCAAUAGACAUCUGUUUCAGAAGAAAUUUUUUUAGUUUUUUUGGUCAAUUUUUAAGUCCCUGUUUCAUCUUGUAUAUUAUGAUCUAUAUAGCAUGUUGAAUGAUAUAAACAUGCCUCAAGUAACGUCAUUUAUAUUUCUAUUUCUUUUGAUAAUGAAAAUACAAUGUUAUGUAAUUGUGAUGUUUUUACAAAUAUAUGAAUAUUUUUAUGACUUUUGUGGUUAAAUGAACAUUAUUACAUUUAUUUUAUUGUGCCCACCUGCGUUUUAUAUUUAAAACAUACUUUACAUAUGAUUAUUUAAAUGUACUUAACACCUUGGCUAAAAAUUCAUACAUAUCUACAUUUUAAUAUUUGUACUUUUAAAGUCUUCUAAUAAAAGAAAUAGCCAUACACAUGAUAGUGUAAAAUUUGUUAAAAUAUCAAGUAAUGUUAUUCAGCGUUGUUAAAGAUAAAUUGUGCCUUCAUUGAUGUGUAUAUUUAUAUUCAAUUUAAGUAUUUUCCUUAAAACACAUUUUAGACUAUUUUAUCUUAGAGUUUGUUAAAAAUAAUUGUCCGAUGAUUUUUUGGGUCUAACAUGCAGAUGUUGUUGUUGUUAAAGUUUUGGAGGGUUACAAAUAAAGUUUAAAAAAAGGGAUGCAGGGUUUGGGUAGUUCGCUGGCAACAAUCAUGUCAUCUUAACAUACAUGAAUUUAAAUUAAAUUCUUUCACAUUAUUGUUAAGUAUAACAACAAUUGAAAAUAAAAGCCUUCCUACCCUGUACAUUUCAUUCUGGUACAAUUUUACAGAAAUGUGAUGGUGUGAAAAGGGGAGCUAAUUAAUUAGACAUGUGUUUGUUGAUUAUUUUUCCUAAAAAUCUACAUUAAGAAGUUCAGGGAAUGGUUAUUUAACAUUAAUGCAUGAAUGGAUAAAAUGAAAAGCGUCCUUUCACAAUACUGUACAUUUAUCAUUGGAAUUUCCAUUAGUAUAGAGAUGGGUAGCUAAGUUUAGAAAAGAUUCGAGAUAAACAUUUUGAUUCUAGAAAACUUCAUGUUUUGCAAAGGUUCAUUGGCAUACCUGCCAUUGAAAACAUUUUAAACAUUUUUUUUUCAUACAGAAUUAUCUUAGACUGAAAUAUCUCCCAAUACCAUUAUACAUGAAAUUUUGUAUUACUACAACUUCUCUCACCAUUUGUGUUUGUGUUCAAAAUAAAGGGAACAAAAAUCUAAAUAAAAAAAAAAAAGUAGAAAAUGUGACCUAAAAUAAUCUGAUCCAAUUACUGUUAUUAUAUGUACUAUUUGCAUUUAGAGUAUUUACAAAUCAGCUGUAAAUGUUUUGAUAUAAAUGUUUGUUUAUAAUUACAAUAAGAAAUUUUCGAUGUGUAUUUUAAUAAAUUGAUAAAAUGAAAA